Messenger RNA from Coffea eugenioides, 844 nucleotides. RefSeq names its product transcription initiation factor TFIID subunit 13. Bases 281 to 667 code for a protein of 128 amino acids. Gene Ontology annotation, biological process: transcription by RNA polymerase II. The transcript is spliced from 6 exons. Gene Ontology annotation, molecular function: protein heterodimerization activity. Lineage: Eukaryota; Viridiplantae; Streptophyta; Magnoliopsida; Gentianales; Rubiaceae. The record is from RefSeq and is a predicted model, not a curated record.
UUGCCGCUGCUUUCUCCUCUUUUUCCCUAAUCUCCCGGCGACUGUAUUCCGCACUCCUCCGGUGACCGUUCUCUGGCCCUCUCUCUCUUUUUAUUGCACCGGAAACCUGCUAAUUUCAGUUUAAUUGGCCUCUGGGUUCAUAAAUUUCACCUCAAAGCAGCUGAUUUGGCUCAUCUCCGUGCACAAAACAAGUGCUGCAUCAUAUGUGUCUUUCUGAGUACCAAAUGGAGAUUUAAGUCAUUCAUCUUGCUCUGAGGUAGGAGGUAGCAGCACCUAGAGGAUGAACAACCCUUCAGCAGGAGCAUCGUCAAAAACAAAAGUGGGGUCUUCCCAAUCAUCUGAAACUUCAUUUAAGCGCAAGCGUGGAGUGUUUCAGAAAGACUUGCAGCACAUGAUGUAUGGCUUUGGCGAUGAUCCAAAUCCUUUUCCCGAGACUGUGGCACUUGUGGAAGACAUUGUUGUGGAGUAUGUCACAGAUAUGGUCCAUAAAGCUCAAGAUAUUGCAUCAAAAAGAGGAAAGCUUCUGACUGAGGACUUUCUGUUUUUAAUUAGGAAGGACCUCCCGAAGCUUAAUCGUUGUACAGAAUUGCUGUCUAUGAAUGAAGAGUUGAAACAAGCCAGAAAAGCCUUCGAGGUUGAUGAAGAGAAAUUGGCAUCAACUGAAUGAAUUAAAGAUAGUCAAAUUCAUUUUGUCAUCGACCGGAAUUUUUUUUAUUAAAGCUCUAGAAUUGUAAAUAAACAUGAGAUUAGGCUUUGGAAAUUAUGCUUCUCCCAAGUGAUCCUGCUAAAGACGAUUCACCUGCUUGAGUGGUGUGGUUUACAGAUUCCUGCAUUUUAUUCCUCA